UUUAAAUACCUUGGUGGAAAAAGAACACAUUACCCUGCAAUAACUAUCUUAGUGGGAUUAUAAAUGUCCUGGUAUCUAUGCAGGAAAUAUCCAAGCAGGAAGUUUUCUGCAUGGGUGGAAGUGAAAUAAUUGCUGCACGGUACUGCAUACAGGUUACUUCCAAACAAACAAACACAAAUAGAUUUACGGAUUUUUCCUGCUCACCCACAAAUCAUCUCUUAGCAGGAAAUUACUUGUAGUCCAAAUUUCCCAACAGGAUGCUAUUAAAAUGAUGACCCUCCCUACUUGUUCCAAGUACAAAUAGUCGCCCAAAAUCUAUCUAGAUUCAGUGUAAGUCAAAUGAAGUUAGAACAAUGACUGCAGUUAUUGCGACUGUGAGAAUUGGCAUACUUCUGGCAGCUCUUUGUUGCUUGACCCCUUCACAUGUUAGGGGCUAUGUGAGCGAGGCUGGACAAGAAGUCCUGAUGAAGAUGGUGUAUGAUCUGCAGAAAGACAUAAUAGAUGAUAAGAAAAAACUGGCACACCUGGACAUGGUGACCCAGGAACUGCAAGAGGAAAACAAAAUGUUGAAGGAAAAAUUGAAAGAUUUUCACAAAAGGGAAGAAAAACCAGUUGAAGGGCUCAACAAAACUCUGAUAAGGUACAGAAGGCAGAUUCAAAAUUCUCCUGGAGCAGACAUAUUUUCUCUGGCUUCAGGUGGAGCAACAUAUGUGAGAUGGGGCAGAACGGUAUGCCCAAGUGGUGCCGAAAAGGUAUAUAAUGGUGUGGUCGGUAGUUCUUGGUACGACCACAAUGGAGGUGGUGCCACCUAUCUAUGUCUUCCUCAUGAUCCUCAGUGGGGGACCGUCACUGAGGGCUACCAGUCAAAAUCUUACAUGUACGGAGUGGAAUUUGAAAUGUAUAACAACGACCCCUUCCUCAAAACCAACGUGGACAGAAAAAUCACCAGUUUGCAAGACCACACAGCAGUCUGUGCUGUCUGUCGCAUCCCAACAAGGACCAGUCAAGUGAUGAUUCCAGCCAAAAUGGACUGUCCAGCUAGCUGGACCAAGGAGUAUGGAGGCUACUUGAUGUCUUCUCAUCACACGCACAAAAAAUCAGAUUUUGUCUGUGUCGAUAACGCCCCAGAAGUUAAUGACGGGGGUGUUGGGAAUCAAAAUGGUGGACUUUGGUAUAAUGUUGAAGCGGCUUGUGGUUCUCUCCCCUGUCCUAGCUAUGGUGAUGGGAAAGAACUCACAUGUGUAGUGUGCACUAAAUAGAACUGCUGAGUAUAUUACUAUAUUAGCCUUAAAAUCUAAACAAUUACUAUAAACAGGUAGAGAUUUAACAAGGACAGACAGUUUUACAGUUUUGUCUGCUUCGAGUAUGAUUAAAUCAUGAUCAAGAAGUAUAAUCCAUGGAAGCAACUGUUUACUAGAGUUGAUUAUGAAUUUACAUGCAAUGUGUGAUCUAAGAAUAUUGAUGACUCAAUCUUUUUUCAAUGGGGAAAAUUUUGAAUUUUACAGGUAAUGUAUUUUUUUAAGUUAUACAUUCUUAAAUUUAGAACAUCUCUAUAGAGUGGUAGUAGCAAAAUUAACAAAAAAAGCAGGCUACUUUACAUUUCCAUUUUAUAUGGUAAAAACACGACAAAUAUUUUAUAGAAAUAUAUCUUUUAUGAUUCUAAAAUUUUGCACUGAAAAAAAUGGAAAAAUAAUUAUUCCCAUUGAAAAGAGCAGGUCAUUACAAUAACUGUGGUAUUAUUCAAAAGGUGAGACAACUUAGUUUCAAUAUUUACAUGUUUUUAUCAGAUCUAAAUUGUACUUGUUUUCUCUAAUCAAAAAUAAAAUCAUUUGUAUUAAAACUUUUACAUAAUAAUAAAAGAUAUUCAUAUGAGACAAA
Molecule: messenger RNA, 1878 nt
Organism: Lingula anatina
Lineage: Eukaryota; Metazoa; Brachiopoda; Lingulata; Lingulida; Lingulidae
Product: short-chain collagen C4
Source: RefSeq, a predicted model, not a curated record